Messenger RNA from Colossoma macropomum (tambaqui), 2557 nucleotides. It is a transcript of the gene mettl13, whose product is annotated as methyltransferase like 13. The transcript has 8 exons. Bases 258 to 2357 code for a protein of 699 amino acids. Lineage: Eukaryota; Metazoa; Chordata; Actinopteri; Characiformes; Serrasalmidae. The record is from RefSeq and is a predicted model, not a curated record.
UGUGGGAGAGAAGAGGGUCUCGGCUCGUGUUUAUGAUAUGAUAUUUGUGUUUGUCUUAAAUGUUUAACCUAUUAAACCUUAUGUUCUAUAAUAUAGCCGCUUGUUUUUACAGUUUAGCGAUUAUAACGUCGAUUCCAUUCGGUAAUGUACUCUACCUGACAGGCGCAUGUCGGCUCAGCUCACCAGCAGCGCCUGGACACAACGUUACUGAGGGUCCACAGUGUAACUGAUCAGUACCGCUUUAAAACAGUCUGAGGAUGAGUUUGUUACCCAGAACCGCGGAGGAGUUCAGCUCAGCGGACUACUGGGAGCGCUUCUUCCGUAAACGGGGAGAAAAGGCGUUUGAGUGGUAUGGAGACUACAACUCACUGUGCGGCGUGCUGCACAAAUACAUCAAACCCAAGGAUAAGGUUUUAGUGGUGGGUUGCGGCAACUCUGAGCUGAGUGAACAGCUUUACGAUGUUGGCUACCAUCACUUAACCAACAUUGACAUCAGCGAGACGGUAGUGUCUCAGAUGAAGCAGCGGAAUGCCCAGCGUCGGCCUGACCUCGUCUUUGAGCAGGUGGAUGCCACCCAGACAGGCUACGAGAGUAGCAGCUACCAGGCUGCUCUAGACAAGGGAACUCUAGAUGCCAUGGCCUCGGAGGAGGAGGGAGCCCUAGCGAGCCGGAUGCUCACUGAGGUGGUCAGGGUUCUGACUGUGGGAGGCCGCUACGUGUGUGUGACUCUUGCUCAGGAGCAUGUGAUAAAGCUGGCCGUGGAGCACUUUGCUGAGGCUGGCUGGGCCAUACGAAUCCACUACCUGAGCCAACAAAGCCAGGAUUCGGAUUCCUCCUCGUUCGCUCUGCCUGUUUUUGUUCUCAUCUGCACAAAGUUCCGCCAGCCGCCGCCUUUUGCAGUGCUGGAGAUGUGCCAGGGAGAGGACGGAGCGCCCUACAGAUUGGCAUCAGUGUCUGAGCUGUUGAGUGCGAUAAAGGAGCGCCAGGCUUAUGCCCUCAUGCUCCAGAAGCUGAGGGGUGGCACAGACACUCUUAGCACACCUUCCCUCACGCUGUGCCAUGCUGCCACGGGUCGUCCCCGGUACACACUCACAGUUCAAGACAGUCCUCCCUCUACUAAAGUGCCCCGUGCUAAUCACUUUGCGAUCUUUAUUGUUCCUCAGGGCCGUGAAUCUGAUUGGUUGUAUGGCUCUGCUGAGGGUCGUGCUCAGCUAGCUUCCAGUGCUAAAUUCCGGCGAUUGAUCAUUGUUGCAAUGCAUCGGGACCAGGAAUAUGAGGACAUGCAAGCGGUCCAGUCUGAACUGUCUCCCAUGGUGAUGGAACUGGCACCCCCUGGAAUGCCAGACAAUCAGCAGGUGCCGUUCUUAUCUGUUGGGGGUGACCUUGGCUGGAGGGAGGUGGUAGGCCGAGGGGUCAGUGAUAUAACAGGGCAAUACUCCGUGGAGGAUGUGCGAGGAGAGGAUGGUCAUCUGUACCGAAGAUUGGUCUUCAUGAACAACACACAGCUAGUGCAGUCUGAAAGCCGCCUCCAAUCCACCACCACAUCCUCUUCUGCUCAUAAAAAGAAGAGUAAGAAGAAAUCAAAACCUCCUGCUACUGACGCUCCAGCUUCUGCCGGCAAAGGCCACAUUGUGGACCGAGGGUUUCUAUGUUGUACUCAUCAUGAGGUGAUGGUCGCAGGCCUUGCCAUUCUAGGAACAGAAGCCAUCAAAAAUAAAGAUGUGCUGGUAUCAGUGUUAGUGGUGGGGCUGGGUGGUGGAGGUUUGCCCCAGUUCAUGCGGGACUUUGUGCCCGGUGUGCGAGUGGAAGUGGUGGAGCUGGACCCUGCUGUGCUGGAGGUAGCGCAGACCUGGUUUGGGUUCCAGACUGACGACAGACUGAAAGUCAUACUGGGGGAUGGCCUGGAGCACAUCAGCACACUGGCGAGCCAGGGAGGACAUUCCUAUGAUGUCAUCAUGUUUGACGUUGACAGCAAAGACCCCACCCUGGGCAUGAGCUGCCCUCCGCCUGCCUUUGUAGAAACACCACUAUUGGAGAAAGUCUGCAAGCUGUUAACCCCUCGAGGAGUGUUUAUGUUGAACCUGGUGUGUCGUGACUCAUCCCUGCGGCAGUCAGUGAUGGAGCGCGUACAGGCUGUGUUCCCGUGUGUGUUCUCUCGUCCCAUUGAAGGCGAGGUCAAUGAGGUGCUGCUGUGUUCUAGGGGUGGAGGUCAAGGACACAAACCUUCUGUCGUCCCACAGGAGCUGCAACAGUCUGCCAAAAGCCUACAAGCGGUGCUGCGGAACAGCAGCCAGAAUGCCUCCUGCACCCCUCAAAUAGACAUUUCGGCAAUGCUGAAGAACCUGAGGGUAGCUUGAACAUUACUUGCUGCAUAAGGGGAUGGUUCUCUGUGUGCUUGUGCGAUAAAGAGUAAUGAAAAUGUAUGGGGUCUUGGAGAACUGAUCUGAAGGUGUACAUAGAAGCACUCAAGUAGAUGCUCUAUUAAAAGGGUUUUCCUUAAAUUUGAGAUCAGAUUAUUGAUUAUGUUGUCAAAACAAUACAGUGAGCUGUAAAGAAA